Messenger RNA from Prunus dulcis (almond), 3097 nucleotides. Its product is annotated as FT-interacting protein 1. NCBI's taxonomy places the organism in Eukaryota, Viridiplantae, Streptophyta, Magnoliopsida, Rosales, Rosaceae. The coding region runs from base 423 to 2810 and encodes 795 amino acids. The record is from RefSeq and is a predicted model, not a curated record. The transcript is spliced from 2 exons.
GAGGUGGCAGAUGCCCAAAAAAUGAAGGAUUAUCUUAUCUAACUUGAUUGUAGUGGGUGGCUCUUAAAACCAGAGAAACAGAACUCAGAGCACUGUACCUUAAGCCUUAAGAAUCAGAACCUCCUGUCUAAUCUCAAAGAUCUCAAGUUCCUCAUAAUCACAACAAUAAAGCCGGUAAAAGUGCAUUUUCAAGGUUGGGAAUUUCUUUCUGAGGCAGCAAUCCUUGGCAUUGAAGUGUUUCUUGUAUGUUAAAGGGGCUAGAGCUUCUGGAGCUCUGAAGGAUACUUAACCACCGCUCCAAUCAUAUUCCAACUAAGCAAGAUACAAGAGGGGAACAGAAGACUUGUUGAAAACGUUGCUGCUACCGAAUAUAUUACAGCAGACGUUUCAUUUCCAGAAGAGAAGCAUUUAGUCUUGGACCAAUGAAGUCACAAGCAGCACCUAACCAAGAGGACUACAAAUUGAAGGACACGAAACCCCAUCUUGGGGAACGCUGGCCAUAUGGAGGAAUACGCGGUGGGGGAGGGUGGAUUAGCAGCGAAAGAGCUACAAGCACUUAUGACCUUGUUGAGCAGAUGUUUUAUCUGUAUGUCAGAGUUGUAAAAGCCAAAGAUCUUCCAACAAACCCUGUGACAGGAGUCUGUGAUCCAUAUGUAGGAGUGAAGCUGGGGAACUAUAAGGGCAAAACACAGCAUUUUGAGAAGAAAACAAACCCUGAAUGGAACCAAGUGUUCGCUUUUUCAAAAGAGAAGAUUCAAGCUUCCAUACUUGAAGUUUAUGUCAAAGACAAAGCGAUGGUGGCAAGAGAUGACUAUGUGGGGAAGGUGGUGUUUGACAUGAAUGAAGUGCCAACUAGAGUUCCACCAGAUAGUCCUUUGGCACCUCAAUGGUAUAGAUUAGAAGACCGGCAAGGCGAUACUAAGGUUAGAGGAGAGGUUAUGCUUGCAGUUUGGAUGGGUACACAGGCUGAUGAAGCUUUCCCAGAAGCCUGGCACUCAGAUGCUGCUUCAGUUCAUGGAGAGGGAGUUUUCAGCAUUCGGUCCAAGGUUUAUGUCUCACCAAAGCUGUGGUAUCUCAGAGUUAAUGUCAUUGAAGCUCAGGAUGUGCAGCCACAUGAUAGAAGCCAACCACCACAAGCUUAUGUCAAGGCUCAUGUUGGAAAUCAAACACUUAAAACAAAGAUAUGUCCAACAAGGACAGCCAAUCCCAUGUGGAACGAAGAUUUGAUGUUUGUAGCAGCAGAACCUUUUGAAGAACAUCUUGUACUUACAGUUGAAAAUAAAGUGAGUGCCGCAAAAGAUGAAAAGGUGGGAAAAAUAAGCCUUCCCCUGACCAUCUUUGAAAGGCGCUUGGAUCACAGGGCAGUCCAUUCUCGUUGGUUCAACCUCGAAAAAUUUGGUUUCGGUGCGCUGGAGGGAGACAAGAGGCAUGAACUCAAGUUUUCAACCAGGGUCCAUCUCAGAGUCUGUCUUGAGGGUGCUUACCACGUACUAGAUGAAUCGACCUUGUACAUAAGCGAUGUGAGGCCUACUGCUAGGGAGCUAUGGAAGCAGCCAAUUGGGAUUCUUGAAGUCGGGAUCUUAAGCGCUCAAGGGCUUCUUCCAAUGAAGAACAAGGAUGGUAAAGCAACAACAGAUGCUUACUGUGUAGCCAAGUAUGGGCAGAAAUGGGUGAGGACCAGAACAAUCAUUGAAAGCUUCAAUCCCAAGUGGAAUGAACAAUAUACAUGGGAGGUCUACGACCCUUGCACGGUGAUCACAUUGGGAGUUUUUGACAACUGCCACCUCGGUGGAAAUGAGAAACCAACUUCUGGCAGUGGAGGUAAAAAUGAUUCAAGAAUUGGCAAGGUAAGAAUCCGGCUAUCAACCCUGGAAAUGGAUCGGAUUUACACAAACUCUUAUCCCCUUCUUGUUCUACAACCAAGCGGAUUAAAAAAGAUGGGGGAACUCCAAUUAGCAGUAAGAUUUACCUGUCUCUCACUAGCUAAUAUAAUUUACCUCUAUGGCCACCCCUUACUGCCAAAAAUGCAUUAUCUGCAUCCAUUCACUGUAAACCAGUUAGACAGUUUGAGAUAUCAGGCAAUGAACAUUGUGGCUGUGAGACUUGGCAGAGCUGAACCACAACUAAGGAAAGAGGUUGUGGAGUACAUGCUAGAUGUAGAUUCCCACAUGUGGAGCAUGAGAAGAAGCAAAGCUAACUUUUUCAGAAUUGUCUCUCUAUUCUCUGGCCUAAUCUCCAUGAGCAGGUGGCUUGGCGAAGUUCGUCACUGGAAAAACCCAAUCACUACAGUUUUAGUCCAUUUCCUGUUUUUCCUACUUAUCUGCUACCCGGAACUGAUCCUGCCAACUAUCUUCCUCUAUAUGUUUCUCAUCGGAUUAUGGAAUUUUCGUUUCCGUCCAAGGCAUCCACCUCACAUGGACACUAAACUUUCAUGGGCAGAGGCAGUUCACCCGGAUGAAAUGGAUGAAGAGUUUGACACCUUCCCUACUUCGAAGGCUCAAGAUGUGGUGCGGAUGAGAUACGACAGACUACGGAGCGUGGCAGGAAGAAUUCAGACAGUGGUUGGAGACAUUGCAACUCAGGGGGAGAGGUUCCAGGCUGUGCUCAGUUGGAGAGAUCCAAGAGCAAGUAGCUUGUUUGUAUUUUUGUGUCUUAUUGCUGCUGUGGUGCUCUAUGUGACACCUUUUAAGUUGAUUGCUCUGGUUGCUGGGAUGGUUUGGCUAAGGCAUCCUAGAUUCCGAAGCAAGCUACCUUCAGUACCAAGCAAUUUCUUCCGAAGGCUGCCAUCUCGUGCCGAUAGCAUGCUCUGAGAAUCAUAUACAAGGGGGGUAGAUAACCAAAUAAUAGAGCAUGCUAAUUCCUACAUCCGGACUCUUUCUAUCUAUUUGAGUAACAUGGCUUUCUAGUAUUUAUCAUUUGAUUUGAUUGUUCUGUAACAUCUGUGUUUAGAAAUUAAAUUCCCUGAAAAUAAGGCAAAAUUUAUCCUGUGUUGCCAUCUUCAGGAUUUCCAGUUCUGCGUAGCCAACCAAAAAAAAAUCUAGAUGUAAAUUUGCGGUUUUAAUUUGCACCAAUGUAACAUGCCAAGAAAUAUUCACAA